This is a messenger RNA of Symbiodinium sp. CCMP2456, 447 nucleotides long. The record is from the annotation of a GenBank genome assembly. Lineage: Eukaryota; Dinophyceae; Suessiales; Symbiodiniaceae.
AUGAGUGAAGGGCUGCAGAAAGGUGUGUCGUCGGCCCUGGUUGCAGCAGCCGCAUUUUUGGGAGCUGGUGCUAUCGCGAGAAGGCGGAUAGCGCCUACAAGAGCAACGACGUCUCUCAGAGUGCCAGUUGCUAUGGCUGCGCGCAGACGCCGUGACGAUGUGGAUCCACUAGAUCACCUGACACCCCGGCGGCCGGACAUGGCACCAGGGGAGCGGCUGUUCGAGCAGGUCUAUAGGCCGAACAUGCGAACCGCAGACAUGCCUCCGGAGGACGAGGAGGACAUUGGGCAAGCUCCUCGAAAGAAAAAGCCGGAGUUGAAAAAGGAUCCAGCCUACGGCAAGAAGUGGGUUCUGGCCCCUUGGGCCGCAAGGUCCUACACCGAAUUCACUGAAAACCUUGAUGACGCCGAGCACAUUCAGCUAUUGCGAGAUCACUGGUCAAUAUAA